Molecule: messenger RNA, 411 nt
Organism: Effrenium voratum
Lineage: Eukaryota; Dinophyceae; Suessiales; Symbiodiniaceae
Source: the annotation of a GenBank genome assembly
AUGUUGGCCGAUUCCCCAUGUCUCGAGGUGCAGAUUUGGGCGUAUGUGGAGUCAGCUCAGGCACCCGAGCUGGCAAGCCAGCGCGUGGUCAGAUUAGCAUUGACUGGGGACAAGGCUGUUGGACUGUGGCCGAUAAAUCUGACAGCCCCUGCUGAUGAGCAGCCUCACGCGAAGCUGACUGGGGCCACAAAGCUUUCGCAGGAAUUUCAAUCGCCGUUUCCUGCACAGGUGCACGUUGUGUUAGACUAUAUAUGCAGACAACCCAAUUCCAUCACCAAAUUGCUGCUAAGCAAGGUUCAAGCCCAUGGCCAGUUGGUCUUGGCUGAGCGGCUGAGCCUGAAAAUCUCAGCAAAGUCUUUGCUGAGCUCACUGCUGGCUUCAAACAGCAAUCUUGGUCAAAUGCACUCAUGA